Messenger RNA from Micromonas commoda, 3081 nucleotides. RefSeq lists its product with no specific name. The transcript is spliced from 2 exons. Gene Ontology annotation, molecular function: ATP hydrolysis activity; protein binding; ATP binding. Bases 1 to 3081 code for a protein of 1026 amino acids. The record is from RefSeq and is a predicted model, not a curated record. NCBI's taxonomy places the organism in Eukaryota, Viridiplantae, Chlorophyta, Mamiellophyceae, Mamiellales, Mamiellaceae.
AUGUCGAACGCCUCGUACGACGCCGACUGGCGCCUGUGCAUGAGGGACCUCGCGUACAUGCUCGAGUGGGAGCAACCCCCGCCCGAACCCGUCGUGGACGCCGACGGCGUACCCACGCCCGACCAGCCCCCGCCCCCAGGCCCAGAGUACGACGAGGAGACCGGCGAGGAACUACCCCCGACGCUUCCCGAGCGCGAACCGACGGAGUGGGUGCGGGGGUACGUGCGGUACGUCCAGAUCUUCCGAAGGCUGGAGCGCGCGUACGACCAGAUGAGCCACCCGCAGAAGCGCGUCGAGGUCAAGAAGGCUCUGGAGGCGACCAUCGGCCGAUGCCUCGAGCUCAGGCACUGGGUCAUGAAGAAGUUCGCGCGAGAGUUGGACCACGUGUCGUUGGACGAGGUGCUGCAGGACAUGAACCUGCCGUACAACGCGAUGGAGAUACCGGUACCCAGGUACUUCGUGGACGACAGGCGGCACGAGCUCGGCGCCCGCGCCAAGUUCCUCGAGGCUCUGAUCCACAAGUUUGAGACGACAAAGCCAGAGCUCGGCAAACCCAACGUCUUCGUGGGGAGGGUCAACUGGACCAAACCGGUGCCCGAGUACCUCACCCGCGAUGUGUUCGCUCCGCCCCCGCUGUCCGCGGAGGAGGCCGAGGCGAAGCGCAUAGAAGACGAGCGCAUCGCCGAGGAGUACAGGAGCGAUUUGGAGGAGAGGGUCAACAUCUUGGCGGCGACAAAGACCAAGGACCAGAUCGCGACCAUCAUACAAAAGUACACCAGGGGGUGGCUGGCGCGGCGCGAGUACGACCGGUUGAUGGACGAGGAGCUCGUGUUUUUGGGCAUGAAACCCGCGCCGCGGCCGGAGGACCCGCGCGAUGACCCAAUUCUCAGAGACCUGGCCAACAACGUCGAGCGCAAAAAGAUGCAAUACGCCAACCAGGCUGAGUACCUCGCCGCGUACGAAAACUUGAAGGACCGGGUGAAGGAGAGGCACGGUCAGGAGAUGCGGGAGGAGGUCCAGGAUAAGAUCAACUCGUGGUUCCUGGAGAACAGGGACCCGGAGACUGGCGAGUUUCCGGAUUUCCCCGACAUCGAAUCCGGCGGAAGCAGGGACAUUCUCAACCCGCCGCCAAAGGAGGAUGACGACGCCGACCUCGACCCCAAGGCUGCGAAGGCCAAGGCCGACGCCGAGAAGAAGAAAAAGGCGGAGGAGGAGAAGAAAAAGAAGGAGGCGGCCAAGAAGAAGGGCAAGGGCGGGGACGACAAACCAAAGCCCAAGUGCCCGGCCAAGUUUAUCAACCCCCUCCGCGACGCCAUCGACUCGUUCAACCGCACCUGGUCCAAGGUUCACGACACGGGGCUGGAGGGCGGCAACUUCGACCAACGGUUCAUAUCAUCCGAGGUUGAGGAGGAGCUCAAGCCGGUGGUGUUCGAGGAGGUGCGGAAGGAGGUUGACGAGGAGAUGAGGCUGCUGUUGGAGAACCUUCGCGAGAUGGUGGCGGCUGAACGCGCCGCCAAGGCUGGUCCCGCCAAGAAGGGCAAGGGAAAGAAGGGAGGCAAGGGUGGAAAGGGCGAGAAGAAGAAGGGCGGCGACGGUAAGAAGAAGGAGAAGGGCGGCGGCGGCGGCGGUGGCAAGGCGGGUGGCAAGGCGGGUGGCAAGAAAGGAAAGGAUCUCACCGCGGAUCGAACAAUCGAGAGCCUCUACGCCGAGCUGGUGGAGCUGGGCAUUGUGCAGCCGGUGCCUCCCGAGCACACGCUGGAUGCGUACGCGGGGGAUAUCAACAUCCUGGGCGCCACUCUCGAGCGGAACAAGUACUUCCCGGAUCCGUCCAUGGCGCAGGUACGUCAGAUGGUGACCGAGCUCGCCAUUUUACCCCUCGGUGCGAGCGGCGAGACGGUGCACUCCGCCAUACCGGGCCACUGCAAGACCCUGCUCCUGUACGGCUGCAAGGACACGGGCAAAACGGCGUUGGCGCACGCCAUCGCCAACCACACCGGCGCCAUAUUCUUCAACCUCUCACCCCGAAACACCGACGGCAAAUACCCCGGCAAGAAGGAGACCACGUUGAUGAUCCACAUGGUGUUCAAGGUUGCGCGGACGAUGCAACCCGCGGUGAUAUACAUCGACGAGCUCGAGAAGGUUUUCCUCUCCGACAAGAAGAAGCUCAGGGAGUACAAGAGCAAGGAGCUGUUCAACCGGAUCAAGAAGGAUCUGCUGAAGGAGGUCAAGGGCAUGAAGAAGGGUGAGCGGGUGAUGAUCGUCGGGUGCUCCUCGGAGCCGUACCUGUGCGUCAAGAAGGACCAGAGGGGUUUCAUGAAGGAGGUGAGCCGAUUCGUGUACUGCCCUGUGCCCGACGAUUUGUCGAGAAGGCGCGUCUGGGAGAAGUGCGUGGAACGGAGGGUCGCCGAGACCGUCGCCGCCGGGCUCGUGUGGCCCGAGCCCGAGGACGCGGACCGGGAGGCUGACGGCGCCGAGGCUGACGGGAGCGCCGAGGAGCCCGACGCCAAGGCUGACGGGAGCGCCGAGGCGGCGGCUGACGGCGCCGAGGAGCCCGAGGUGGCGGCUGACGACGCCCCCGCCGCUCCCGAGGACGCACCGGACGCGCCACCCGCCGAGGAAGGCGAGGAGGGCGAGCCCGCGGCUGACACCGAGGGUGAGGCCGAGGACGCGCCAGCCGCGGACGCGCCAGGAUCCGGUGAGUCACCGCCCGGUGAGUCACCACCCGCCGAGGAUCCGGAGAUUGCCGAGCCGGAGAUUGUCCGGCCGUAUUCGCUCCCCCGCGACUUCGACAUGUACAUGCUCUGCGCCUGCACCGUCGGGUACCCGUCGGGCGCGAUCGACAUGGCCUGCAGGGCUGCGCUCAACCCCGCACGCGUCGCGAGGCUGGUCAAGGCUGGCGAGGAGCUCACCGUGGAUGAGCUGCUGGACAAGAUUCAGUUACUCGACAAGGUAUCCGAGCUGGAUGAGGCAAAGAUGAAGGACUGGACGUCCAAGCUGCCCGCGCGCGUGAAGCUGGAGAAGGCGCUCAAGAAGGAGGCCAACGGCGGCGAGGAGGAGGCCCCAGCGAAGAAGAAGAAGUGA